AUGGGAGCGGUAGAUGAAAAGACCUUGAAAGGAAUCAAGAACAAGCAGAAGAGACAGCAAUUAUUUGCUCAGCUCAAACAUGAACAUAACAAAACUCGUCAUAAGGAUCGUCAAGCAAGAGCACGUGAAGAGAGGGAGAAUCCUGAACUGAAGGAGAAGAGACUUGCAGAAAACGUUCCUGAAACAAUUGAUUCCAAGAGGGUUUACGAUGAGACAACAAAUGUGGAUAUGGAGGGUGAAGAUAACUUCGACAGCUAUUUCAAAGAAGGUAAAGAGCCGAAAGUUUUGGUCACUACAAAUGCAAAUGCGAAAAAGUCGGCAUACGAAUUUGCUGCAAUGAUGGUUGAAAUAAUACCAAACACUUCUUUUGUGAAGAGACAGAGAAAAUAUACGAUAAAAGAUAUGGCUGAGUACUGUUCGAACCGAGAUUUUACAGAUUUGAUUGUUAUUAACGAAGAUAAGAAAGUGGUGAAUGGAAUAACAUUUGUACAUUUACCUGAAGGACCUACUUUUUAUUUCAGCAUCACUUCAUUGAUAGAAAGAAAAAAGAUUACCGGUCACGGACAACCAACAGGGCACGUGCCAGAACUUGUUUUGAAUAACUUCACAACGAGAUUGGGUCAAUCUGUCGCAAGACUAUUUCAGUCACUUUUCCCACAUAGACCGGAAUUUGAAGGUAGACAAGUGGUGACUUUACACAACCAGAGAGAUUAUAUUUUUUUCAGAAUGCACCGUUACGUUUUCAGGAAUGAGGAGAAGGUUGGACUUCAAGAGCUUGGUCCACAGUUUACUUUGAAGCUCAGAAGAAUCCAGAAGGGCAUUAGACAAGACAUUGACUGGGAGUACAAAACGGAGUUAGAGAAGGACAAGAGGCGGUUCUAUUUGUAG
Messenger RNA from Pichia membranifaciens NRRL Y-2026, 888 nucleotides. RefSeq lists its product as hypothetical. The record is from RefSeq and is a predicted model, not a curated record. Gene Ontology annotation, molecular function: rRNA primary transcript binding. The transcript has a single exon. Gene Ontology annotation, cellular component: preribosome, large subunit precursor; nucleolus. Bases 1 to 888 code for a protein of 295 amino acids. Gene Ontology annotation, biological process: maturation of LSU-rRNA; maturation of 5.8S rRNA. Lineage: Eukaryota; Fungi; Ascomycota; Pichiomycetes; Pichiales; Pichiaceae.